Molecule: messenger RNA, 737 nt
Organism: Thecamonas trahens ATCC 50062
Lineage: Eukaryota; Apusomonadida; Apusomonadidae
Product: peptidyl-prolyl cis-trans isomerase B
Exons: 2
Coding region: 12-635 (207 amino acids)
Biological process (GO): protein folding; protein peptidyl-prolyl isomerization
Molecular function (GO): peptidyl-prolyl cis-trans isomerase activity
Source: RefSeq, a predicted model, not a curated record
UUGACGCACCCAUGUUCCGCUCCCUCACUUCGUCGCGGAUGUUCCGCCCGCUCACUGCGCUUGCCCUUGUUGCCCUUGUCGCGCCCUUUGUCGUCGUCUCUGCCAAGGAGGUCAAGGUCGACGAUGCCGUGGUGACCGACAAGGUCUUCUUUGACAUCGAGAUCGGCGGCCGCCCGCAGGGCCGUGUCGUGCUCGGCCUCUUCGGCGAGGUCGUGCCCAAGACUGCCGAGAACUUCCGCGCUCUCGCCACCGGCGAGAAGGGCUUUGGCUACGAGGGCGUCACCUUCCACCGUGUCAUCCCGCAGUUCAUGAUCCAGGGCGGCGACUUUACCACCCACGACGGCCGCGGCGGCAAGUCCAUCUACGGUGGCUCGGGCAAGUUUGAGGACGAGAACUUUGACGUCAAGCACACCAAGCCCGGCCUGCUCUCCAUGGCCAACGCCGGCCCCAACACCAACGGCUCGCAGUUCUUCAUCACCACCGUCCCCACCCCCUGGCUCGACGGCCGCCACGUCGUCUUUGGCAAGGUUCUCUCCGGCAUGGAGGUGGUCAAGACCAUCGAGAACACCCCGACGACCGCCACCAAGCCCAACGAGCCCGUCGUUGUCGUCGCUUGCGGCAUCCUCGAGGAGUAAGCUGUGUGUCGCGACGCUGCGCCUCCCAAGCUAGCUACGUUUACCUGCGAUGCCGCGUCCGUCGCACAUACAUCAUCCACGCCAUAAAGUGCUCAAAGAGAA